AUGCCAACUGAAAGUUCACCCAAAAGUAUAACACCGUUACGAAGAGCUAUAAAACUGUGGAAUAGAUACUUUCCUUGCGAUAGGUUGUUGGCCCAGAGGAUAGCGAAGGCAACAUGUAAUUCUACAACAGCAUUUAUUUUUGUUCUGAUACCUCAAAUUAGGAAUAGGAUAGGUGAUUCUCCUUCUCUGUUACCUUUGAUAUCAGUGAUGGUUCACCCUGGAAGGAGAGUGAGUGGCACUAUACAAGGUGCUAUCUAUUGUUUAACUGGCUUGGUCUUUGGUUUGGCUUACGCCCUUUUUGCUAGAUUUUUAGCAACUAGAUGUUUAGGAUCUGACUGGAAUAAACUUACUGACCAUGAGCAUUGGAUCGCACACCCGGUAAGAUAUGAAUCUGCAUUAGGUGUUCUGGCUCUUUUUGAGACGCUUAUGUUGCUAUUUCAUGGCUGGAUGAGAUCUGUGAACCAUACAUAUUUUGGUAUUGUUUUCCCCGUUUUUUUGGUUGUCCAUUUCACAUUUUUAGAACCUUUGUAUGAAACACCAGGUUUUGUUGCAAAAUCUUUCACUGUACCAUUUUACAUGGGUAUAGCAAUGUCAAUAGUAUGGAAUUUAAUUUUAUUUCCCGAAUUUGGUAGUACAUAUUUGGGCAAUGCCACCAUAGAUACAUUAAAUGAAAUUCAAAGAGCUAUUGACCAUUCAAUUAAUUUUUUUAUUUCAAUUGAUUUAACUAAAGAAGAAGCGAUAUAUAAUAAAGAACCAAGUCCUCUACCGAAACUGUUAAAUAUUAAGAAUAUUAUUAGUAAAAAAGUCAGCGGUUGUAAUGCAGUGUAUCAAGAGUGCAUUUAUGAAAUAUCGUACUCUUAUGUGUCUCCCACACAACUAAAUGGCAUUAUCAAAAGUUUUGAUCCUUUUGUUAUGUAUCUAAAAGGUAUCAUAAAUGCAUGCCAAUUGGAGUUUAUUUUAUUAGGUAAGGAACAGAAUGAAAAUUUGAAUAAAGGCAAUGGUUCUCCAAGUGAAGAUAAAUGGAACCCAAAUAUUGAUAAGGAAAUUGAAUACGCUGAUGCUAAGAAGCUUUUAACUAUAUUAAAGAAAAUUCGCCCUGAAGUUUAUAAUUUGCAUAAAUGCAUUAGUGAAAAUAUGUAUAUGAUGAAACUAGUAUUAGCUUAUGCUUACGAUGCAGAUUUAAAAAAAAUCAAACCAUGUUCGAUGUUUAAAGACGGUAAUUAUCCUAUUUACAGAAGUAGUAAAGACUUUCCAGCAGAUUUCGAUUUCUCUACUAAGAUUACAAGUUUAGAAUCUGCAAUAAUUAACUUUGAUUUGGGAUUUAGAGAACAACUUGUUUCAGUUAGUGAUAGUUUACUAACACCUAACGAUGAAAUGUUUUUAUUAUCUUCCUUUCUGAUGAACUUUAAGGAAGUAGCAACUUCAGUUCAAGCUAUGAUGAAAGACGUUGAGGAAAUAUAUGCGUUUAGAAAGGAAAGAGAAAAAAAAGGAUGGCUCAGAGGCAAAACAGUGUGGUUUACUUUCCUGAGAAGUUUUGACACAUUGAAAGCUUGGCUUUUGAACACUUAUUCUAAUAAUAAUCUUCUAACAGAAAAUGAAGCUAUUAAGGGCACAUAUAAUAAUGAAGGUCAAGGUGCUCAUACGCAAGCUGGGAGAUCUUUAGUUCAAGAAGAAGAUCUUCUACGUCAGAAUGUCGAAGGUGAUAUUAAUAUAUAUGGCUCGGAUAAUGAAAAUAAUGCUAGUCUUCCCAUAUCAAAUAAUGAAUUAUUAAAUCCAAAUAGAGCACAUGAAAUGAAAAGUUUUAUAACUAAAUGCAAAAGAUACUUCACUAGUUAUUUAAUUUGGUGUAAUGCGUUUUUCAAAAGAUCUCGUUCACAUUUCAGAUUUGCUAUUCAAGUUGCAACUGCUCUUCAAUUGUCUUCAUUUCCUAUGUUCAUGCCAAGUGCCCGUGAUUGGUACAUUUCGUACCAUGGUGCUUGGAUUGGUUUCGUAUGCAUUUUAUGUAUGGAACCGUCUGUGGGUGGUACGUUUUGGGUUUUUUUUCUACGUGCAGUCGGUGUGAUAUCAGGUUCAGGAUGGGCUUAUUUAUCUUAUGUAUCUGCUGUUAGCCAAACCAAUCCAUAUUUAGAAACUGUCAUUAGUGUAUUUGGAGCAAUUCCCGGUUUUUAUUUCCUUAUUGGAACACCAUAUGUUAAAGCGGCUAUUAUUCAGAUUAUUAGUAUAUAUAUUGUCAUCCUAGCAGCAGUGUAUCCUGGUGAUACUCAAGGUGGUAUUUUGGUCAAUUUUGCCAAAAGAUGUCUUGCAGUUGGAUAUGGUGGUGGUGUAUCUUUAAUGGUUCAAGUAUUUGUUUUUCCAAUAAAAUCUAGAGACAUGUUAAAUCAAGAAAUUGCAUUUGUGUGUGGGUGCAUAUCAAGGAUGGAACUUCUUUAUGCAUCUGGUUUGGAAGGUGAGUCUUUACAGACACCACUUACAGAGAAAAGAUUUAAUAGUUAUCAUACUCUCUCCAAAGCAGCUAAGGCGGCCCUGAGUAGAGCCGAUGCAUAUAAGGGUUUGACUAGACAAGAACCCAGAUUAAAGGGUCCCUAUAAAGAAAUUGAAGAUAUAUUCACCCAAAUAAUAUUUCUACAGAAACAAAUUAUUGAUAGAAUGGAUAAUGUAGCCAUGUUGAGAAUGAAAUACGGGAGUGCUGUUAUUGAAGAAUUGAACUCUAUAGUAUAUCCUUAUCGCCGUCAAGUUGUUGCUAACAUUUCAGUAUUAAUGAGAUCUUUGCAAGAAGCAUUCAUUAACAAAACCCCACUGCCUCAAUUUUUACCAAGUGCCAGAAUAUCGCAUAGAAGGCUGAUAAACAAAGUUAGAGAAACUUUGCAAGUCAAGUAUAGAGGGCAAUUAAAUAUAUUUAGGAACAAGAAAUCAAGUUCAGAAAAAAGUUCGAUCACAAGUUCUUCUAGCCUCACCUCAAAUUCUAGUGAUUCACUAGGUGAACUCGUUAUAAACGUGGAUAGAGCAAAUAAAAAAUGGAAUCCGUCAUCGGUACAUGAACAUAUUAUAAAAGAAAAUUUUUUGAGUUGGAAUGCCACUACUGCAGCAUCAGAAGAAAUUAUUGAAUAUAUUGAAGAACUUAUAAAUUUAACUAAAAUACUAGUUGGAGUUAAUGAAUUUAAAUAUGGGUUCUUAUCAAGACCUCUAUAUGUUGAUUGGGCUGUACAGGCAGUCACUGGUUUUGAUGAUUUCAUCCAAGGUAAAACACAGACUCAAAAACCAUCUCGAUCACAAACUCCAUUCCAAGCAGUUUCAUCGCUCGCUCAGGAAACUAUUCCUGAAAGUCUAGGCUCUGAGUUAAAUGAAGAAAAUAAUUUAUAUACGGAAAAUUCUGUUAUUAGUGUCAAUGCUGAUGAACCAAAGCCUUAUACUAAAGAUGGCAAUUCUGCAUUCCCUUCUAAUGUGAUUCUUGCACGUAUUGCAUCAUAUAAAGGCAGUGGCUCAUCAGCUUUUAGAAAAAGAAUUUACUCUAUUGGAUCUCCUUCAGAUACUGACUAUCAAGCCACCUUAUUAUCAAGGAAGAAAACAAUUGGUGACGUGGAUUCUGAAUAUUAUAAUACUGAUAAUGAGUACAGUUCAGAUGAAGACUUACCGUUAGCACUUAAAAAGAUUAUGAGCAAUAAAUCACGUAAAUAA
This is a messenger RNA of Tetrapisispora phaffii CBS 4417, 3675 nucleotides long. RefSeq lists its product as uncharacterized. The record is from RefSeq and is a predicted model, not a curated record. Lineage: Eukaryota; Fungi; Ascomycota; Saccharomycetes; Saccharomycetales; Saccharomycetaceae. The coding region runs from base 1 to 3675 and encodes 1224 amino acids. The transcript has a single exon.